Molecule: messenger RNA, 5692 nt
Organism: Saccostrea cuccullata (small rock oyster)
Lineage: Eukaryota; Metazoa; Mollusca; Bivalvia; Ostreida; Ostreidae
Exons: 3
Coding region: 143-5362 (1739 amino acids)
Biological process (GO): fatty acid biosynthetic process
Molecular function (GO): fatty acid synthase activity
Source: RefSeq, a predicted model, not a curated record
ACACGUUUCAAAUGUGUUUCCUGACGAUGACGUGACCGUCCUUCCUUCCGUUCAGAAAAAUAAUGAUAUCAAAACAUUUUUGAAUUCGCUCAAUGCAUUGUUUGGAAAUGGUGUUACACCACUAUGGGAGAAUAUAACUGAAAUGGAUGGAUGUCUCUCUGAGUUUCCGCGGUAUAUAUUCAGCAAGCUUGAGUUCAGACUAAAUUCGGAAAUGAUCAAUCGACUGACACAGGAAAACAGUUUAGAGGGGCACUCCGGUCGAAUGAUUCGGUAUAUACCAGGAUCCGACGGAGAAUUUAAUAUUUACAUUUCAAGAUCGAACACGCCAUUUGUUUAUGAACAUGUGGUAGAAAACAGAAUUAUUAUACCAGGGGCACUAUAUGGCGAGACAGCACUCGAAAUUGGAAGAAUUUUGCUGUCAGGGAACGUAGAGGAUCUUGAAGUUUCAUGGAAAAUAAAGAAGCCUUUUGAAAUUGCCAUGAACGAGCAAAAGUCUCUUCACAUCGAUACUGAUUUAGUAUCUCUCCAGAGAGUUGACUUUAAGGUCCGGGAAUCAGAAAGUUCCCUAAUAUUAGCUGAGGGCAAGGUGAUGCUAGUGAAUCAAGUAGAUUCCAUCACCCUUGAUGUGGCUGGUGUGGGAACAAAACUCGCAAAGAAAUCCAGUAACGAUAUCUACAAAUUUCUUAAUACUCUGGGUUUCAAACAUGGUCCGUCAUUUCGAAUAAUUUCUGAGUUUCAGACAUCACAAAGAGAAUGCCUUGCCGAAAUUGUUUUGACAAAAAAUGUCCAAAUGGAUAUGCCAAGAGCCUGUUUUCAUCCUGUCCUCAUUGAUGGCAUGUUUCAGUCCUGUAUAAAUCCAAAUUGGCAAUCAGGUUUUUAUCACAGAUCGCGUAUGCUUCCCACUGAAGUCAAGAAAUUUAGAGUAAAACUAGCACCAACAUCGAAGAUGUCUUGUUAUUCAAAAUUAGUAUUGAAUGAUAAUUUCAAACUAGUUUGUAAUGCAGUACUAGUGCGAGAGAAUGGACUCAUUGUAGCAGAGAUGGAAGGGUUUGAACUGAAGAUAAUUUCUGACGAAGUUGAUAUUCAUAGGCUCUUCUUUGAAGAAAAAUGGCAGGAAAUCACUCUUCCUACAAAUAACUCUGCAAACAGCAAUCCAAAUCCAAGUUUGGUGUUUUCGUGGAACAGGAAAGCAAUAGCUGAAGCCAGAGACACUCUUUGUAGAAUUUGCUCAAGUUUAGAUAUUGUCAGUCUUUCGUGCGAGGCAGAAGAGGAAAAUUUCCUGUCAUCAUUGAAAGAAAAAAGAAAUGUUGAUUUAUACUUUAUUCCUGGUUUUUCAAAAGCUGAAAAUGAUGCGAACGGGAAUCAUGUAUUAGAAGCUGUGAAAAAGUCAUCCCACAUUCUAUUUAAAGUACUUCAAGAAAUAGAUAUGAAAAGGAUGAGUUUGUGUGUUAUUACAGAAUGGACACAGGGUGGUGAAGAAAGGGAAAUCUGUGGAAUUUUUGGAUCAGAACUCUGGGGUAUCAGUCGGUCAUUUCAAAAGGAACGUCCUGAUUUUAAACUCAUAAUGAUAGAUCUCCAUGGAAACAUGACCGACCUCCAAAAUUCAUUUCUUUCAGUAAUCAGAGCUUUAAAAAAUGACAAGGAAAAUGCAUUGCCUCGGGAAUACAUCAUAUCGUCAACAGGAGUGAUGUCAAAAUAUUUACAAAAUAUACCAUCAAAUUAUUUUGAUAAUGUUGUCAGAACAAUUGAAUCCUCAACGGAAAACGCCUUUUCUGUGCGGAAAAGGUCAGAGAUAGACAAUAACGCUUUAUUCCUAGUACCAAGCUUAGAAUCUUCAAAUAGUGAUAAGGAAAGUUGCAGUGUUUCGAUCCAUGAAGCACUGUUGUGUUUUAAAAACAACCUAUUUCUGCAUCAAAAAACAAUCCCGAUUACAAAGUAUUGGGGUAAAAGUUUGGACAUCGGUAAUGCUAUUGUUGCAUGUGAGUUUGUAGGACAUUUAACAAAAAGUGGGAUGCAGGUUGUGGGAUGUUGUCUUGUCAAUGUAGCCAGUACUAUUUCGGUAAACAGGUUGUGUACAUGUGAACUAUCAGAGUUGCCGUUUUAUAGGACAGGAAUGUUUUUAAACACUGUCGUUGCAAUGUGUUUGGCUGGCAAAAUCGAAAAAAAGAACCAUGUCUUCGUACUAUAUGACGAGGAAUACAAGGAUCUCAAAGACAUUUUGAAGGCAUUGCUACAAAAGAAACAUUGUGCUGUAUUAACAGAGGUGUUUGACGUUUCAAAGGACAGUCAAGAUCCAACAGCAACAAACUUAAUCGUGCUCUCAAAACAGGUGGUCUGUUCUUUUGACGUUAUUGUGAAGUGGUUUCCUAGGCUUCAGCAACUACUCAGUAUAAAGGGUUUCUUGCCAUUGUCUACAACAGCGAACGAUCCAAUAAAUUACCCAAACAGAAAAACAUGCGUGAUCGAUGUUUAUGAAUUAUUUGAGCCACCAAACAUGCGAAAACACUUUCAACAGGCAAAACAUAUCUUACUCGACAAUAGAGAUAUUGUUUCGCGAAUGUCCCCACAAAAUGAUGAAUGUAUUUUAAACGUAUCGUCCAUGAAAGGAUCUACGAAAAUAACAGUUCCAAAUGAAAUGUUAGUAAGGAAAGACUCUGCAUACAUUGUUAUAGGUGGACUUUCAGGCUUAGGAUGGGAAGUAACGAAAUUUUUGGCCGCUCGUGGUGCAAAGGUGGUCGUAAGUUUAUCUAGACGCACCCCAUCUGAUGUGGAAAAUCGGCGCAUAGAAAACACCAAAAAUAUCCGAAAUACAGUCAUCCUGCAUGAGAAAGUUGACAUUACUCAGAGAAAAGACUUAGAGCAUGUUUUCUCCAAACUUGUACAUCAGCUAGAAGGUACCAAAAUUCGUGGAGUUUUUCAUGGCGCAGGCGUUCUUUCGGACCAACCCAUUAGCAAGAUGACCAGUGAUACAUUUGAUGUUCCUUUGAUACCAAAGAUUUUAGGUACCUGGAAUUUGCAUCUGGUGACGAAAGAUAUGGACCUAGAUUAUUUUGUCAUGCAUUCUAGUAUUGUGUCUCUUUUGGGCAAUAAAAGUCAGACUAACUAUGCUGCAGGAAAUGCUUUUAUGGAUGCCUUUGCCUAUUACAGACGUUCAACUGGAAGGGCCGCACAGGUAAUAAACUGGGGACUGCUUGCAGUAGGAAUGGGAGCAGAUCAAAAUAUUCAGUCAGUUAAUGCAAUGAACGGUCUUUAUGCUUUGCCAAAACAUAAAAUAAUAUUUGCAUUGAAUCACGCAUUGGUCUCCGUCAGAGUACAAUUUGCAUUUGCCGACAUCAGUAUGUCUUUACUAUCCGGAGGUAUGGAAAAAGAGGGAAAAGAAAAAAAACAAAAUACCAAACAUGCAACAAUUCAAGAUCUGAAUCCUGGUAAUCAAGAUUCGUCCCAAACUAAGGAAGAGUUGCUUCAGUCCUGGAUUGAUUUUGUCAAGUUGUCUGCAUCUUCAGUGUUAACAGUUGACCAAACAGAAAUAAAGGAUUCGUCCAUUCUGCUCGAUUUUGGUUUGGACUCACAGAAAGCAAUAGAGCUUAUCAAUUACUUAUUUGAAUCUAGUCAUAUUCGGCUACCGGUAGUUUAUUUAAUGUCAGGAAAAAAUACCGUGGUUGAAAUAGCUGAAUAUUUCCUUUCCAGACUGUCCAAGGAAGAGGGAAUACAAGAUGAUGAUUACAUUUACGAAAGUCUGUCAUAUCUGGAGCAACAUUAUCUAGAAUUACAAGAAAACGAUCCAGAAAAUCCGCAUUUAUUGAUAACAUUAGACUUCACCGUGCGUUGGGAAUUGAACAGCGUAGAAACUUGGAAAGUCUCACUUCUUAAUCUGAUUGCAUUCAAUCCCGAAUGUAGAACAAUACUCCAAGAGACCGAACCUGGUAUGAAGCGCGGUAACAAACGAAAAGUUAUCAUAGAUAUUGAAGAUGUUUGCUUCCACUUCAUCACAGUUUCUUCAAAGUUCGAAUUAGAAAAGGUGUCGAAAGACAUAUCGAAGUUUGAUCCAUAUGAAGAUAUUCCAAUUAAGGCUAUAUUUUGGAAGUCUCAGGAAUUCGGUAAUCUCAGAAUUUUGCUGAAUCACAGUAAUUUCGACAAUGGGUGCGUUAUGGCUAUCGCAAAAGAUCUUGAAUAUAUUACCACACAAUACCUAUUACAUCAACGGUUUUCAGAUGUGAUUGUGCGUCAGCCAAUAGACUCAGCUUUGUUGAUGGAAAAGCAUCUGAAUGAACAAAUCGACGAACUUAAGACGUAUUGGGACCAAGAGCUUUCAAAAUGCAGGGAACCUCAAAGUUUUCGACUGGUUGAAAGAGUAGAAGAUGAGAGAGGAUCAAAUACAAGUGAACUGAUCAGGAAGAACUUUGAUGUCAGCAGAUUACAAAAACUGGAAGAGGUAGCAUCGAAGCAUCAAAUUACUCUAUUUUCUCUAUUUUGUACUGCUUUUCAACUAUCGCUUCGAAAGCAAUUGAAUUGUCAACGACCAUGUGUCGUUACUGCAGUUGAUACAAGAUUACAUUUUCCGGAAUUUCGUGAGCGGCCAACUUUGUGCGUUAAUUACAUUCCCAUUAUUUCACCAGAUAUGUCAGAUCCAAGGUCUACGUUGCGUGACAUUCUAAAUGAAAAUAAAACUAUUAUUGCCGAAGGAGUGUCCAAAAGUCUUUUUCCUUUAAAACUUUUGAAGGAAUUGCCCAAUUUCAAAGAAGAAAUACAUACAGUCCAUUCAAUAAUAAUGGAAGACUUGACAAUUUGGAAAGCGUUUAACACAUCGCAUAUUAAGUUGUCGAACUUCAGUGUGGAACAAGAUUCAUCGUACGAAACAAACCUUAGUGUGAUUAUUCUGCCAGAUAAGUCUCUGGAGCUGAGAUUGAGGUACUCCGUGGAGAAAGUGGGGAGAUAUUAUGCAGAAAACCUCCUGGAAAAUAUUGAGAUGAUACUGGGAUAUAUGGAAUCCGAUUUUAAUUUUUGCAUCCACACUUGGCGUUCCUUUUGCAAAAUUGAGCAGGAAAUCGAAAGUUCAACAUACGAAAAUUUCUUCCUGUACGACAGAAAGGGGAAAGCAAAGAAAAAGAAAGUAGAAAUUAGACAACAUCCUACUUUCACGUUGGAGUGGGGUAAACGCCGAAUGAGAAAAGUCUCUAUUCCAGAGAUCAAAUUUAUCAGGACCUAUAACGCUGAAGAUUUCUACGGGAUAUUCCUGAAGACGUUGGAUUCUGGCCUCCGCUUGGCGGUGAAAGAUCGAAGAACUCGUGACGCCUGGGUGGCUGUUCUCAAAAGGAAAAUGUCCGAAUAUGGUGAAGAACAAGCCGCGGACACUAGACUCUGAAAAAAAGUCAUAUCUUAAUAUCGAAAAUUUCUUCCAAUGACAAUCAGAGAAAAAAACACGUAUUGUUCCAAUGACAAUCAUAGAAAAAAAAAAUCUCGUUUUGUGUUCCAUUAAAUCUAAAUUUAUGUAAUUUACAUGUUAUCAAAAGUGAAGUUUCUGAAAAUCCAUGUUUUAACUUGCUUGGAAUAUAUUGAAAUGUGGCUUAUGGUCAGAAACUAAUGUCAAAGUACAUGUAAUAUAUGACCCAUUAUUGACAUAUUGUAAGGGAAACCCUGUCAUUGUUGUAAACUUCCUUCCUUUGUUUGUUUGUUUGCUUGUUUGUUUGUUUGU